GUCAGUAUUUAGUGGGCUGGUGAGGACUGUUUGGGCCUCUGUGUGGGCUGAUUGAGCCUCUGUGUACCUGAAAUGCCAGAGCCUAUUUUAAUUCUCAGUCUGGACCUGAUUUAAGUCAACAAGUUAGCUAGGUGAGUCAGACUUCUACAUGCACAUUUGUUUAAAGUAUGCCCAGAAGAACCUUAUUGUGAGGAAACAUUGAGUGUUGUACCAAUUACUCUAUUGUAGUUACAACAAUUUCUAGGACAAUAAAUAAGCAAUCGACCUCAGAAGGGGACAAAGUCUUCCCGUAGUGCCUGUAGUAAGGUUCAGAGUUAAAUUAUACAUUUAUUUUAAAGCAUGAAUUCCACAUGCUUCCUGUAUACAUCAGGACACUCAUGGGGUCUAGGAACUUGGAACCUUUUAUUUUUUGUGUUCAAUUUUCGCAGUUGGGGUAUUCUAAGGUGCAACCUUGCUUUCUGUAGUUUGAGACUUGCUGCUUGGUCUUGGGCAUGGCGUCUGAUGAUGAACAGAUUAAUCUUUUUCUCUUAGUUUUGCUGCAUAGUGUACGUCUAACUGCUUCCCUAUCCAAUGUAUUCAUUUAAGUGGCUCCAUGGCAGGGAGGGGAAAGCAACAUUUUAUAUGUCAUUUUUAGUUGUCCCCCAUUAGAAAAUAGUAGUUGAGGUACAGCAUAGGUAGAGCAACAACUGUAAUACAUUAUGGGUUUAUUUAAAUUCCUUUCAAAAGAAUGGAAACUUUUUUUAAUAGCCUACAUUUAAUUAAAGUACACUUUGAGUAUUGCAUUUAUUGGAUGGAACAGCAGUAUAAACCUAUUUGUGCAUUAAUGGUGGUGUCUAAGAGGGAUUUUCUGAGUUCGCUUGUGUGUGUGUUGUCAGAAGCACUCUGUUGCAAAGCAAUCCGCUUCAAAUCCCAGAGGGUGGCACCUAUGAAUGCCACACAACAUCGUUGCUUUGUGGCGUGGCGGCGUUCCGCAUUAAACGUGCAAGGGGUUCCUUGCUUGCAGCAGCCUGUGUGCCAUGGAUUUCUUCUUUAGUGGCAGCGUAUGAUGUCAUUGCACCGUGCUUUGGCGCAAAAAUUCUAAAUAACAGGAUGCAGCGCCGAUUCUGAUGACAGAGCCGCCUGAGGCAGCUCCUAAAAUGCCACCCCCCCCCUCGCCUGCUUACUGAUCGGAAGGGGAGGCAUCCAAGGCAGGAACAAUAGUGCGGAGAUCGCAACUGCACCCUCUCGCACUAGUAAAGCCAAAUUUCUGGUUUCAAAACCGGAAAUUCGGCUCUUAAAAGUACCAGGAGCGGCUUUUUGCCACCUCUGUAAGCAUAUCUGGCGCUGCCGCCUGAGGCGAGCACCUCAGUUCGCCUCAUUGGCGCAGCGCCCCUGACAGGAUGUUAGAGACAUGGGUUCAAUUCCCAAAUAUAGGUCCUUCCAGGGUGUUCUCAUAUUUUUCUUGAUCUGCCAGUUCCUGAUCUCCUGUUACAACUUUGACUUUGCUUAGAUAGGCAUAGUGUUCCUGUUUGUAUGUUAGGGUGGAAGGCAUUUCCUUUAGAAGCCAGUGACUAUAUAAAUCUUCCUCCUACACCUAUAUCAACAGGAAAAAAGAACAGAUUUCAUCACUUCAAAUUCAACAAAAGCAAACACGCAAUAAUGUAUAUUCAUGUUCCUUAACUCACAGAUGGUCAUAAAACUAUAUUUCAAAGUGUUGUAACAAAUUAAUGGGCCAAGAGUCAGGUAAAUAUGUGCUGAUUCUUGGUUGGUCUGAAAAUUUUUGUUUUAAAUCACAAUAAACGUUUGACUAUAAAGCACUGCGCAUAACUGUUUAAAUAUAGUGGGGAAUGUACUGUAAGUAAAGAGAAUAAACACAAAGGACACUUAUUAACAGAGGGUGGGCAUGUCAUUUGUUUGCUCAGUAGUAACUAAGAUUACAUAGAUGAUGAUAUGGCCGGUAACAAACAAAGUCAUCACAGAACAUUCUGAACAGGUACAAGAACACAAAAAUCUAAGUUAAAGAUUAACAAUGAAAGUUAUGACAUUUUAAAAGAAAUAUUAGAAGUGAGUGUGAUUUUGGCAACAGAUUUUAAGUGCAUUAAACAAGAACAGACCUAUCACAGCUUUCAUCAAAGGUUUUGACUUAAAAAUACGAAAUUCAUCAUGAACAUUCAAAGAAUUUGGCUAUGUCUUUCCAUUUGCUUUGGUUACUCAUUAAGUAACCGUGUAUACAUUCACCCGUUCAACCUAUUUGCUUACAACAAAAACGAGUGUGAAAAAGUCAAAAAACAAAAUCACACAGCAGAAGUAUCAUUCACUCCAGUCUCUAUCGAAGUAAAUAUUGCACCUGAAGAAGAAACAUUGGGAAGCACAAGAGCUCUAGAAAUUAAGCUACUUGGGACUGUUGAAAGGCAAAGAGUGAGUAUAUUACCAUCUCUUGUGAAUGAUGUUGGAUUUCGGUGUUUUAAUGGAUGGAAAGAAACACACAAAGAUGACACCAUCCUUAUGUCUUUCACCAAUCUAUUUGGAUCACUGGUUUCUUUUUACUUGGGUGCCUCAACUCACACUUCAGCUGAUCUGCAGGCAUUUUUAGGAUUUGCUCACCAGUCAGGGGACCAAGACUGCGUCUCUAAAGUGGAUGCUCUAAAAGUCAUUUCAACACUCAAGCACAUUGAUAACCGUCUCUUUUCCAAAGAUAACAGCAUUGAGUCACAGAAAAUGACAUGUCUGUUUGUCUCCAAAGAUGUUCCUCUGUCUGAAACCUUUAUUCAUAAUCUGAUUCCUUCAUCUGAUAAAUUUUAUGUGAGAGGGGUAGAUUUUACCAAUCCCCCCAAAGCUGUGGACUUAAUCAAAAAAUAUCUGGACACUCGGUCAACGAAAAAAGGCAAAUAUAUAUUAACACCAGUUGAUGCCUCUACCAAUAUCCUUUUUACUAGCUAUCUCCAUUUUAAAGGCACACUGCAAAAUUCAUAUUUAAUUCCGGAACCUCAAGAUUUUUGGAUUGAGCCAGGCAGAAAAAUUGCUACUUCCAUGAUUUCAAUGUCUGGAAUGUUCCAUUAUAAGCAUGACAUCAACAUGAAUCAGGUUAUAGUAAAGGUUCCACUAGGUGAAAAUGAUUUCAUGCUAUUGAUUCAGCCAAUAAAUGAGAACACCCUUGAAAAUAUAGAGUCUUCCCUUUCUUGGGAUACAUUUCUGAAAUGGCUGGAGAACCUAUCAAGCAGCCAAAUCAAUCUAUCUUUGCCAAAGAUGGAAAUAGAAAGUUCUUAUGAUAUUCAAGAAAUUCUUAGCAACAUGGAGUUACCAUAUCUACUCGGAAAAAAAGCUGAAUUUACUAAGAUAAGCAAUGUACAGCUCACAGUUGGAAAGGUUAUUAAUAAAGUUCAUUUUGAGCUACAAGAAAGUGGUGAACAUGUAAAUAAAGCACAACAUAUCCCACUGAAUAAAAAAGACCAAGAGCCACUGGAGAUCAAAUUUGACAAGCCAUUCUUUUUUGUUGUCUUUGAAGGCACAACAAAGGCAUUGCUUUUUAUUGGAAGAGUGAAAAGUCCUCUAAGUACAAUGUAACAUUUUGAUUUUCAAGAAAAAUAUGGUAAACGAACUGCAAACAUUGCUUCUAAAUAAUUGCUCCAAUUAUAUAUUUAUAUAUAUAUAUAUAUAUAUAUGUGUGUAUAUAUAUAUACUUCCCCAAAAUCCCAGCACUCACGAUAAAUGGUCCUCACAUUGCCUGGGUGCACGCCUCACAAAAGCUGCAUACGAUCCUCUCCAAAAGAAGCCGCACUGCUCAGGACUUAUUGCAAAGUAAUAUAUUUAUUAGAAAACCUAACGUUUCGGCUGCA
Messenger RNA from Xenopus laevis (African clawed frog), 3815 nucleotides. RefSeq names its product angiotensinogen L homeolog (gene agt.L). Bases 2143 to 3543 code for a protein of 466 amino acids. Lineage: Eukaryota; Metazoa; Chordata; Amphibia; Anura; Pipidae. The record is from RefSeq and is a predicted model, not a curated record. The transcript is spliced from 5 exons.